AUGUCUGUUCUUAUCAAUGGUAGUACUUCUAAGGAUUUCAAGGUUGAGAAAGGUUUUCGUCAAGGAGACCCGUUAUCUCUUUUCCUUUUUGUCUUAGUCAUGGAGGUACUCACGGCUUUAAUGCGGAAGGCGAAAAGCAUAGGUGAGUUCCGCGGGUUUAAAAUCAAUGAUAAUGAGGAGGUUGACACGCUUCAAUUUGCGGAUGACACAAUCAUUAUAUCGGAGGGAGACACCGCAAACUUAUGGAAUGCGGCGUCUUCUUUCCUUUCUUGCAAAGUGGGAAAUUUUCCGUUCAAGUUUCUUGGUGUUAAAGUGGGCGGCAACCAUAUGAAUCUUUCAAUGUGGAAAGAUUUGAUAUCCAUGUUGAGGAAGAGGUUGGCCGAGUGGAGAGGUACGAAUCUUAACAUAGCGGGUCGUGUGGUCUUGAUUAAUUCGGUUCUUAAUGCUAUCCCUAUUUAUUUGUUAUCCUUCUAUAAGGCGCCGGUGAAGUGGAGAAAUUUAUCGGAAGAUGAAGCGGUGUGGCAAGGCAUCCUUGAGGCUAGAUAUGGAAACUUGAAAGUAAAAGUCUUAAUUGGGGACUCUUCACUCGUGGGGAAGAAAGACUCUAUUUGGUGGAGAGACAUUUUGAUUUCCGAUAAUUACGCCUUUUUGCAUGAGAAUCACUUUGCGGGGGCUGUUGAAUGUCAUGUCGGAAAUGGGGAAAACAUAUCAUUUUGGUAUGCAACCUGGACGAGCCAGCAACAGCUAAAGGAGGCAUUUCCAGAACUUUUCCAGGCCACUCAUAAUCAUAUGCGGUCGGUGGCGGAAGUUGGGUCGUACACGGUGGACGGAUGGAAGUGGGAUGUUCAGAAAUUGGUUCACAAUGACAGUGCUGUAUCGAGUUAUUUGCUGCAAUAA
This is a messenger RNA of Vicia villosa (hairy vetch), 897 nucleotides long. RefSeq lists its product as uncharacterized. The transcript is spliced from 3 exons. The coding region runs from base 1 to 897 and encodes 298 amino acids. Lineage: Eukaryota; Viridiplantae; Streptophyta; Magnoliopsida; Fabales; Fabaceae. The record is from RefSeq and is a predicted model, not a curated record.